This is a messenger RNA of Tachysurus fulvidraco (yellow catfish), 6520 nucleotides long. It is a transcript of the gene insra, whose product is annotated as insulin receptor a. Gene Ontology annotation, biological process: glucose homeostasis; positive regulation of phosphatidylinositol 3-kinase/protein kinase B signal transduction; protein autophosphorylation. Gene Ontology annotation, molecular function: ATP binding; phosphatidylinositol 3-kinase binding; insulin receptor substrate binding. Lineage: Eukaryota; Metazoa; Chordata; Actinopteri; Siluriformes; Bagridae. The record is from RefSeq and is a predicted model, not a curated record. The coding region runs from base 805 to 4815 and encodes 1336 amino acids. Gene Ontology annotation, cellular component: axon; membrane; insulin receptor complex. The transcript is spliced from 21 exons.
CCGGUGUUGACACCGUCAGUGUGGUUGGUGUUCAGGAUGCACAGAGUCUCAUAUGAAAGCUGCUUCCUCCGGCGUGGACAGAACAAAUCCUGCCCUUGUGUUUGGACUGAACACUUUUUACUUCAUAACGACGGAAUUCACACUAACUUUGUAAAAACAAUCUCAGCUGAUGCUUCGCUUUUUUCUGCCGGCAGUAAAUAAUUCUUUGUCAGCUUUGUGACGGAUUUGAUUAAUUUUACAUUAUUUUGCAUCGCGUUUAUUGGUGAUUAUGGAAAUAAAAAGUGAGACGCUUGACGUGACUUAGUGUGCCUGUGUUAGCUUUAGCAGGUUUAGCAUCGGCUAAAGAAUAAGUGCAUAAAACUUACAUCAGCAUUAACACAUAACAGACAGUGUGAUUAACUCGUGUGUUUUAUUCCACUAAACUCUAGAAGUGUGUAAAUAAACCCGUCGGUGGCGGAAAUAAAAAGUUUGUGGAUCCUUUUGUCACUAGCAAAGUUAGCUUUAGGGCUAGUUUGUCCGUUUGGCUUCGUGAGGAGAUUUUAUUUCCUUCAGGUGAAAAUAAUCCGCGCCAAAAUGAAGACUUUGUUCAGAUUAAUAAAGAAUAACGAGUUCAGGACACCAGUGAGUUUUGUGUCUGCUGCUGGACCUGAAGCUAAGCUAACAAUCACAGCCUGCUAGUCAGUCAUGCUAACUUUCACCACACGGUGACUUUCUUUUAGCUUUUAUUUCUUUAUUGAGAUGUUGUUUUGGGUGUAAAACGGAUUUUUUGCGUGAAAAGAAACCCUGUUCGGACAGAUAAACAUAAUGAAUCUCCGGAGUUUGUUUGUGUUUGUUGUGAUGAACUGGCUUCAGAUCAGUGCAGAAAUUUGUCAGAGUAAGGACAUCAGGAACAAUGUGACUAACAUGCACUCUCUGGAGAACUGCACUGUGAUCGAGGGCCACCUGAAGAUCCUGCUGAUGUUCCACACGAGAGCAGAGGACUUCCGGGGUCUGAGCUUCCCCAAGCUGACAGUAGUGACGGAUUACCUGCUGCUGUUCCGGGUUUAUGGCCUGGAGAGCCUGAGCGACCUGUUCCCCAACCUCACGGUCAUCCGAGGUAACAACCUGUUCUUCAACUACGCCCUGGUCAUCUUCGAGAUGCUGCAGCUGAAGGAGAUCGGACUGCACAGUCUGAUGAACAUCACACGCGGCGCCGUGAGGCUGGAAAAGAACCCGGACCUGUGUUACCUCUCUACACUCGACUGGUCACAGGUCCUCGACUCUGUGGAAGACAACUACAUCACCACCAAUAAAAACGAGGGAGAGUGUGGAGACGUGUGUCCCGGCAUGGCCAGGGGCAAGACCAUCUGCCCUCAGACCAUCAUCAACGGGCAGUUUGGUGCACGCUGCUGGACACAACGACACUGCCAACGUAUGUGUCCAUCGGUGUGUAAGGGGAGGGCAUGUACGGAGGACGGUCAGUGCUGUCACUCAGCGUGUUUGGGAGGCUGCGUGAAGCCAGAUUCUGCCGCAGCGUGUGUGGCGUGUCGUCACUUCCUGCAUGCGGGGGUGUGUGUGGAGGCCUGCCCUCCUGGCUCUCUCUCCUUUAAAGGGUGGCGGUGUGUCAGCCCUGCCUACUGCCACACCCUUCACAUGCAGUGCUCUCGCAAAACACAGGACCAAACCUGCAACUCCUAUGUCAUCCACCAAGGGGCGUGUGUUCCUGAGUGUCCCUCAGGGUACACCACUGUCAACUCCACAACGCUGAUGUGUUCACCGUGUGCAGGAAUGUGUCCUAAAGUGUGUGUAGGAGAGAAGACAGUGGACUCGGUGACGGCGGCUCAGGCACUGCGGGGUUGCACGCUGCUCAAUGGCAGCCUCAUCAUCAACAUCCGAGGAGGAAAUAACAUUGCAACAGAACUGGAAGCUAAUCUUGGUCAGCUGGAGGAAAUCACAGGAUACCUGAUGGUGCGUCGCUCCUACGCUCUCGUCUCUCUGUUGUUCCUCAGGAAGCUCAGACUGAUCCGCGGAGAGACGCAGGAAAGGGGGAAUUACUCCUUCUUCGCUCUGGAUAAUCAGAACCUGCGUCAGCUGUGGGACUGGACCAAACACAACCUGAGCAUCCAGCAGGGCCGCAUGUUCUUCCACCACAACUCCAAACUGUGUAUGAGUGAGAUCCGCAAGAUGGAGGAGGUGACGGGGACGAGAGACCGACAGCCCAAGAACGACAUCGGCUUUAAAACCAACGGAGACCAGGUGUCAUGUGAGUACCGGGUGUUGAAGUUUACGACAGUUCGGACUCAUUCAGAUAAAAUCAUUAUAAAAUGGGAGCCGUUCUGGCCACCGGACUUCAGGGACCUGCUGGGCUUCAUGGUGCUGUAUAAAGAAGCGCCAUACAGGAACGUGACAGAGUUUGAUGGACGAGGUGCGUGUGGCUCUAACAGCUGGGUGAUUGCAGAUGUGGAUCCUCCUCAUCGCUCCAGUGAUGUUCGACAGCAGCAGGAACCUGGAUUCCUCAUUAGAUCUUUAAAGCCCUGGACUCAGUAUGCCAUUAUGGUUAAAGCUCAGCUCUCCACCUCUGACGAACACCAAGUCCAGGGGGCCAAGAGCCAGAUCAUCUACGUCCUCACCAAUGCCACCAAGCCGUCUGUGCCACUGGAUCUGAUCUCAUCCUCCAACUCGUCCUCUCACAUCAUCCUGAAGUGGAAACCUCCCAAUGACCCCAAUGGUAACAUCACACACUAUGUAGUGUCCUGCCUACAGCAGCCUGAGGCCAGCGAGCUCUUCAAGUUUGACUACUGCCAGAAAGGCAUGAAACUACCAUCUCGAGCCCCCACACAGGUGGACAGUAAGGAGGGAGAGAAGUGGAACCAGACAGCGGAGUCAGGACUGAGUGAGAGCUGCUGUCCGUGUCCUAAAACUGAGAAACAGCUGAAGAAAGAAGCAGAAGAAAGUGAAUACCGCAAAACCUUUGAGAAUUACCUGCACAAUGAGGUCUUCCGCAUCAGGCCAUCCCGUCAGCGCAGAUCCGUCAUGGGUGUGGCCAACAGCACAGUCCCCGCCUUCAAGACCACACCUGCUCCCCUCCCAAGCCUGAGUCUGGAGGGGGAGGCGGAGUCAAAUAAGAUUAUUCAGUUUGUCUAUGGUAAGGAAUCAACAGUGAUCUCCACCCUGAGACACUUCACCAGCUACCAGAUCGAGAUUCACGCCUGCAACAACCAGCCAGGUGACCCUGAGCGCUGCAGCAUGGCCGCCUACGUCAGUGCUCGCACCUUACCUGAGGAUCAUGCUGAUGACAUCCUCGGACAGGUUUUUUUUAACGUUGUUGAUUAUUCGGUGCACAUCAGGUGGGCGGAGCCAAAAGCCCCAAAUGGCAUGAUCAUACUGUACGAGGUGAAUUACAAGAGACUGGGAGAUACAGAGGAGCUGAGUCACUGUGUGUCCAGGAAGCAGUACAUCAGUGAUAGUGGCUGCAGGUUGCGAUUGGUUAAUCCUGGCAAUUACACUGUGCGAAUCCGAGCCACAUCACUAACAGGAAACGGGUCGUGGACAGAACCUGCGUACUUUUACAUCAAAGAUCUCCGUGUGGAUCCAUCUAACAUGUUAAAGAUUAUUGUGGUCCCGGUGGUGUGUGUUGUGUUGGUGGUGCUGAUGGCCACAGCUGGAUUAGUCAUGUUCAGAAAGAAGCAUGCAGAAGGACCAACUGGACGCCUGUACACUUCACCAAACCCAGAAUAUCUCAGUCCAGAUGAAAUGUAUGAGCCAGACGAGUGGGAGGUGGCUCGGGAGAAGAUCACCCUGCUGCAUGAGCUGGGUCAGGGCUCGUUCGGGAUGGUGUACGAGGGCGUGGGCCGUGACUUGGUGAAGGGCGAGGCUCAGACACGUGUUGCUGUCAAAACGGUUAACGAGGUGGCGAGUCUUCGGGAGAGGAUCGAGUUCCUCAAUGAGGCCUCCGUCAUGAAGGCUUUCAACUGUCACCAUGUGGUGAGGCUGCUGGGUGUGGUCUCUAAAGGCCAGCCCACUCUGGUGGUGAUGGAGCUGAUGACACACGGAGAUCUGAAGAGUUACCUGCGUCGUCUCCGCCCCGAUUCUGAGAAUAACCCGGGCCGUCCUCCCCCCACACUGAGGGAGAUGAUACAGACUGCAGCAGAGAUCGCAGAUGGAAUGGCGUAUCUCAACGCUAAGAAGUUUGUACACAGAGACCUGGCAGCUCGAAACUGCAUGGUGUCUGAUGAUUACACCGUCAAGAUCGGCGACUUCGGAAUGACGCGGGAUAUUUAUGAGACAGAUUAUUACAGAAAGGGAGGUAAAGGGCUUCUUCCUGUCAGAUGGAUGGCACCUGAGUCUCUGAAGGAUGGAGUGUUUACUGCACACUCGGACUGCUGGUCGUUCGGUGUGGUCCUGUGGGAGAUCAGCACACUAGCUGAACAGCCCUAUCAGGGUCUGUCUAAUGAGCAGGUGCUGAAGUUUGUGAUGGAUGGAGGAUUUCUGGAACGGCCGGAUAACUGUCCAGACAGACUUCACAGUCUAAUGCAGAUGUGUUGGCACUACAACCCGAAGCUGCGUCCUGCAUUUCAGGAGAUCGUUGAGAUGUUGAGAGAUGAGCUCCACCCCUCCUUCACCGAUCUGUCGUUCUUCUACAGCGAGGAGAACCGCAUUCGAGCGCAGGACAGUGAUGACUUUGACAUGGACUUGGAGAACAUGGAGAACAUCCCCCUGUCCUCCUACACCCCCGAGGAUGAGGGCACAUAUGAAGGACUCGUCCCCUACACACACAUGAAUGGGGAAAAGAAAAACGGACGUAUUCCCUCACUCCCUCGCUCCAGUCCCUCCUAAUGCAGCAUCAGCAGCUCCAAGCCCCGCCCCUUUUCCCCAAUGUUAGAAGCUACAACAGAUUUCUUUUUCUUCUUCACUGGGUUUUAUAGACUCACUUUUUUAAUUACUUCCUGUUUUCCCCUCAAACACGCCUGGACUCUAGCUGUGUUAGAAUGGAGUUGGUGUUUGAGGCGGAGUCUGAACGUAAUGAUCAACAUUGUGCACGUGAUCUGGAGCGUUUGGGGGCGGAGCCUUGAUGUUCCUGUGGUUGUGUCACGUGUCUCUGCUUGUUUUUGUAUAUGUAGAGAAGCUGCACUCAUCAUGUGAACGUAGAGCAUGCUGACUGCCACGCCCCAAAGACCAACUACCUGGGAACAACAUGUAGAUCUCCACCAAUCAGAAGCCUGCGUCAGGGCAGUCUGUCACAGAGAAAUGAGAGACAGAGACAAACAGAGACAACAAGAUGUCACUGAGGGCAGAAACUCUCUCUCUGUGUCUCUUUCUGUCUCUCUCUCUGUCUCUGUUUCUCUUUCUGUCUCUCUCUCUGUCUCUGUUUUUCUUUCUGUCUCUCUCUCUGUCUCUGUUUCUCUUUCUGUCUCUCUCUCUCUGUGUGUCUCUCUCUCUCUGUCUCUUUCUGUGUCUCUUUCUCUCCCUCUCUCUCUGUGUGUCUCUCUGUGUGUGUGUGUGUGUGUCUCUCUCUUUCUGUCUCUGUCUCUCUCUCUCUUAUUCCACAUUUAAGUACAAACCCUUUCUGUCCCUUUGAUGUACACCAGCACGUCAGUUCUGUUAUCACGAGGAACAUCUUAAUAAUCAUUCAAAUGAAAUAGAACUUUAUAUGUUUACAUCCCAGUUGUUCCUCCCAGUUGACUCCGCCCCCUGUCUCUGGCUAGUUGACUCCGCCCCCCUGUCUCUGGCCAAUCGAUCUCUAUUUUCAGAAUAUUUUUCAGUGAAUGUGACGUUUUUAUUGCAUUAUUGCAGUAGAAUCGUUUUACUGAUGCGUCAUAAAUCAAUGCUAUAAUUUUUUUUCCCUACAGAAAAAAAAGAAGGAUAAAAAUGUGCAUGUCUUUCUCUCAUUCUCUUUGUCUUUUUUAUUUUUAUAUAGAUCCCUCAUCUGACUCUCUUUUAUUUCUCCCUUUCCUGUACGUAUGAUGAAUCAUGUCUGUUUUUUCUUUUCUUUGUACUUUUUGCUUUCCCCCUUCCCCCCUCUCCCCCUCCCCCUCUCUCCCAGACGACUGACUGAUGAUGUGUUUGGAUUGUAUUUAAGUUUUUCUUUAUUAUCUGUGUGUUAAAGCUGAAGGACACUACACAACUGUUUAUCACUAAAUGGUGUGUACACACACACACACACACACACACACACAUAUUCCUACUGACCUCAGAGUCUUGCCGUUACGUUGUUAAAUGGGGCGUGUCCCGAUGCUAUAAUGCGUUACCAUGACAACGACAGAGAUUUUACUAUUCAAAUGUAUUCGUCAGACGACAGACUAGUGAGCGUUCAGAGCUCGUUCACCUAGCAUUAUCUCAGACUUCACAGUUUGCAGAUUAUUUCUAUUUUUAUGACAUAAUUACAUAAGGUUAUGUUUUGAGUUGUUGCCAUGGUGAUGAAGCUACAGAUUACAUUUCAGCAAAAAUGAACAUGUACAAAAAACUUGUGUGUGUGUAAAAAAACAGAUCUGACCAGUAGAUGCUGCUUUAAUAAAUAUAUUUUAUUGGGUUAUGGAUGAGA